Molecule: messenger RNA, 1761 nt
Organism: Lactuca virosa
Lineage: Eukaryota; Viridiplantae; Streptophyta; Magnoliopsida; Asterales; Asteraceae
Source: the annotation of a GenBank genome assembly
AUGAAAGCGAUUAAGCGAGUGAACUUACAUGUAGCCACGGAGAUUGGAUGGGAGUUUAGUGUUGUUCCCUCAUUAAAUCUAUCCAAGAUUCUAUGCUUCGCUUGGAAAGCACCCAUCCCACCCCCACCCAUUCUCCAUUUGCUUAUAAGGGUGAGAAGGUCAAGAUCAAGAUCAAAACUAAAUAGACAAUAUAGUAUCCAGAUGUAUAAUCAUCAUCAUCAUCAAAGAAAGAACAUCCAUUCUACAUCAAGAAUGUCAAUUACACCAGAAAGGCAUCUGUUUCUGCAAGGUGGGGGCGAUUCGGGACUUGUUUUAUCAACAGAUGCUAAACCUAGACUCAAAUGGACACCAGACCUCCAUGAACGCUUCAUAGAAGCAGUCAACCAGCUUGGAGGAGCAGAUAAGGCUACUCCAAAAUCAGUUUUAAAGCUAAUGGGAAUUCAAGGGCUUACUUUAUACCACUUAAAGAGUCAUCUCCAGAAGUACAGGCUCAGUAAAAAUCUAUAUCGGCAAACUAAUAGUGGUGGCACAAAUAAAGUUGAUAUGGUCACGCCAGUAGGAGAUGCCAUUGGUGAAACAAAUGGACCCCACAUGAGCAGUUCAAGUGUUUGCCCUCAAACAUACAAAAACUUGCAGAUAAGUGAAGCAAUACAAAUGCAAAUUGAAGUUCAAAAAAGGCUACAUGAGCAACUUGAGGUACAGAGACAUUUACAGCUACGAAUAGAAGCACAAGGGAAAUACUUACAAGCGGUUCUUGAAAAAGCACAAGAGACUCUUGGAAGGCAAAACUUAGGUACAGCAGGACUAGAGGCUACAAAAGUUCAGCUAUCUGAAUUGGUCUCCAAAGUAUCCACUCAGUGCCUAAAUUCUGCAUUUUCGGGAAUUAAAGAUUUGUCAAUGCAGAGAAAUCAUCCAACAGAUUAUUCAAACGACAGUUGCUUGACUUACUAUGAAGGACAACAAAAUGAACAAGAGAUGAUGGGGUUGACCCCUUCAAAGUCAAAAAAGGUUGACAAUGAGCCAGAAAAUGCAUGGUGUGAAAAAACGAAAAGAAAUAAAAAUUUUGAUCUGUCGAUGAGUGUUGGAGGACUCAAAAACAAUGAAUGGAACACCAGUAGAAGAUACACCGACGAAAAAUUCAUGGAUGGGGACGAGGAAGCCAUUUUCAUGGAUCAAAUCACAAAAACAAAGACAGAUUCGGUGAGGCUAGAGAACAUGGAGAUGUCUCAAAAGUUUCAGUUGCCUUAUUUUGAACAGAAACUUGACCUUAAUGCCCAUGAUGAGAACGAUGCAGCUUCAAGUCACAAACAGUUCGAUCUGAAUGGACUAAGUUGGUGAUAACAGGGUUUAAUUUUGAAUGCAGAAUCAUUUUUCUCAUUAAUGCCAGUAUCUUGCUGAUCCUGAGUACCUGAUAAGUGAUAAAAUCACAACAAAUGGCAAGCAGUAUCUCAACCGAUGAGUAAGCCAAGUAGAGAUGGCAAUGGAGCUGACCCGAAUCCUCGCCCCUAUCCCUGCCUGGGAAUAUAAAUGCAUCCCCAUCCCCGUAUCCAGUGGGAAACAGGGAUCCCAGUGGAUAAUCGGGGAUUUUUCCCCAUUAGAUUUUCCAUGGGAACUCAACAACCCGGAAAAAUGAGAGUUGGAAAUGCAUGCAUUUUCCAUUUUGUAAAAAGUACAAGUAUUGUACUAAUAUAAUUGUUUGUAAUGAUGAAAACAGCUAUUAAAUAGAUCAUUUUAGCUUCAAAAUCGAAAUGAUUUGACACC